This is a messenger RNA of Owenia fusiformis, 864 nucleotides long. Lineage: Eukaryota; Metazoa; Annelida; Polychaeta; Sabellida; Oweniidae. The record is from the annotation of a GenBank genome assembly.
AUGGAGAGGAAUGACUGUAUGGACGAGUCUGUAUUGCUAAGAAGAGGGUCGUUUGGCUUGUCCAAUAUGCAUGGUUUACGACCAACAUUUCAGUCCUAUUCAUUUGGAGGACUCGGUUGCCCCACAUACAGAAGUAACAAUACACCAGCCUGCCAACAAGCAACUCCGCCAUCUGCUUCAUCAUCUCCCACUGUCCACGUGGACGCAGGUACGUCUAAAGGAGAUGCAGUAGCUUUACCAAGUGUGGAACCUAUGAACCUACAUGUGCGAGGAAAUGAACGUGAGAAAUCGAAACCUCUGUUCCAAUGUAAUCCAUCUGUUAGCUUUGCAGAUUUCUCCCCUGAUGCCCAAUUCAAACGGAAGCAGCGAAGGUACAGAACGACAUUCACCAGCUACCAACUUGGGGAGCUAGAGAAAUCUUUCCAGAAAAGUCAUUAUCCUGAUGUGUUUUGUCGCGAGGAACUCGCUCUGCGCAUUGAUUUGACAGAAGCUAGGGUACAGGUUUGGUUCCAGAAUAGACGCGCUAAGUGGAGGAAGUUACAGAAGCAAUACUUACAGGGGUGCAAGGGUGCAAUCUCAAGAGAUUCGGUGUUAUCUUCCACAAAGAUGAGCAAUACAAAAUCUGCAAUGAAUUUGCCGACCAGAUACCUACACAAUACUUUCAGUCAGGAUUGGCCCCAUAAUUUCAUUCCUAGUGUAGGGGCACUACCUUCUACGUGCAUUUACAGCAGUGCGUCGUCAAAUAUCAUUACGCAUUGUGACCUCAAAGAAGAAGCUGCAGACACGACAUCUGAUGAUAUAAUCCCUGUUGAUAGAGAGGGACAAACUAAUGAGAUCCCAACGGAGAGAAAAAUCAUGAUUUAA